AUGGCGACGGCCGAGGCGGCGGCGGCGGCGGAGAUCGUGCGGGAGAUCGCGGCGGUGGGCGCAGCCGACCUGGCCGCCGCCGCCGACCCGCUGCGGGCCGACUGCCUGCGCCUCGCAAGGAAGGUCUCCCUGCUCCCGCACCUCCUCGCCGAGGUCGCCGACGCGGGACCCGCCGCGGGGGAGCCCGAGGCCGUCGCCUGGGUGGCCGAGCUGCUCAGGGCGCUCCAGGCCGCCAAGAGAUUCAUCGCGCUCGGCCGCGCACCCCCGGCGCCGCCCGCGACGGGGGACGCGGAUCAGGAUGUCAUCGACAAGAAUAUUGCUGUUCAGUUCAAGUACGUGACUUGGCAGUUGCAAGCAGCUCUAACAAACCUACCACAUAGCUGUUUUCAAAUAUCUGAUGAAGUUCAAGAGGAGGUUGAUUUAGUUCGGGGUCAGCUUAAAAGGGAAAUGGAGAAGAAGGGAGCCUUUGAUGUAAACGUUUUUUUAAAAAUUCAUGAUAUCUUAGUUCGUCAUGCCGAUACUGUUGGAUCACAAUCUCAAGAACCAGAUAGCCAGGCAGAGACAUUACAGAUGGAAAACUUCAGCAGUGAUCAACUGGAGUUGCAAAAUGUUGCUUUACUAGUUUCAGAAAUUAGCGGGAUAGCUAAAUCUGACAUCAAGAAAAUAACAUCUGAGCUAAUUGAAGGACUAGAAAACACAAUAGUUACUGAUUCCGCAAAACCUGUCGAUGUUGAGAGCCAAAAAAGUGAUGACACAAAAGGCUCACCUGACGAAGUUAAGAAGCCCGAAUCUGUAGCUAUGCCUGAAGAUUUUCGUUGCCCAAUAUCUCUUGAGCUGAUGAGAGAUCCUGUCAUUGUGUCAACAGGACAGACAUAUGAGCGUGCUUUCAUUCAAAGGUGGAUUGAUGGUGGGAACCGGACCUGUCCAAAAACUCAACAGAAGCUCCAAAACCUUACAUUAACCCCGAACUAUGUCUUGAGAAGUUUGAUAUUACAGUGGUGUGAGGAAAAAGGGAUUGAACCACCUACAAGAUCUAAGUAUGAAGGUUCUUCCGUAGAGGUUGGUGAGGACCGAUUAGCAAUCGAAGCGUUAGUUCGCAAUCUCUCUUGCAGCUCGUUGGAUGAACGGAAAUCUGCAGCUGCUGAAAUAAGAUCUUUGGCCAAGAAAAGUACAGACAACCGUAUGCUUCUAGCAGAGUCUGGUGCUAUUCCUGCUCUAGUGAAACUGUUGUCUUCAAAAGACCCGAAAACCCAAGAACAUGCAGUUACCUCCCUUUUGAACCUCUCGAUAUAUGAUCAAAAUAAGGAACUGAUAGUGGUGGGUGGCGCCAUAGUCCCAAUCAUACAAGUGCUUAGGGCGGGUAGCAUGGAAGCAAGAGAAAAUGCAGCUGCGGCUAUUUUUAGCUUGUCACUAAUCGAUGAUAACAAGAUUAUGAUAGGAAGCACCCCUGGGGCGAUUGAAGCUUUGGUUGAGCUGCUGCAGGGUGGCAGUUCAAGAGGCAGAAAAGAUGCAGCAACAGCGCUGUUCAAUUUAUGCAUAUACCAAGCAAACAAGGUCCGUGCGGUUCGAGCAGGAAUAUUGUCGCCACUGGUUCAAAUGCUGCAAGAUUCAUCUAGCAAUGGAGCUACCGACGAAGCACUGACGAUCUUGUCAGUCCUCGUGAGUCACCACGAGUGUAAAACCGCCAUAGCCAAGGCUCACACCAUUCCUUUCUUGAUAGAUUUGUUAAGAUCGAGCCAGGCCCGCAACAAGGAGAACGCCGCUGCUAUUUUACUUGCCCUAUGCAAGAAGGAUGCACAGAAUCUGGCUUGCAUAGGAAGGCUGGGUGCUCAAAUACCACUAACCGAGCUCUCCAAGACAGGCUCGGACAGAGCCAAGCGCAAGGCGACUUCUCUCCUGGAGCAUCUCAGUAAGUUGCAGGUGCUCUAGUCUCCUUGCCCAUCGCAUACCAUUUUGCACGUGUGCGUGGAUUUUACGUGUACGUAUACAUACAAAAGAUUUGUAACUUCAUCUGUUAUUCGGUGUGAAAUUAGUGGGAUGGUAACGAGGUUUCGGACAACCUGAAAUGUGUUUGUUGGUGGAUACAAUAAAAGGGUUGGCGCUGAUGAAUCU
Messenger RNA from Lolium rigidum, 2112 nucleotides. RefSeq names its product U-box domain-containing protein 11-like. Gene Ontology annotation, cellular component: cytoplasm; nucleus. The transcript is spliced from 4 exons. The coding region runs from base 1 to 1929 and encodes 642 amino acids. NCBI's taxonomy places the organism in Eukaryota, Viridiplantae, Streptophyta, Magnoliopsida, Poales, Poaceae. Gene Ontology annotation, biological process: protein ubiquitination. The record is from RefSeq and is a predicted model, not a curated record. Gene Ontology annotation, molecular function: protein binding; ubiquitin-protein transferase activity.